UUGUAAAAUGAUUCAGAUAAGUUGUUGGAGAAGAGUUGCACCAAAUUGAAAAAGAAAAACAUUGAUACUGGUUCUUAUGAAAUGAAAAGUUGAAGCUUCUAUAGGUAGCAAUUUUCAAUUAUGCUAUUGCUCUUGAAUGAUAUCAACUUCCAUUUUAUUAUGGUACUAUACCGUGGUAUAACCAUCCCUUCUUUUUCAUCAGGCCUAGAAGGCUGGAAAAGUUGAUAACUAGAAGCCAGCUUAUUAAAUUGAAAGUCAUAAGGGUUGUAAAAGCAUAUCAUCAACUAGGCCCACCCGUUGAUUUCAAAGUUUUUAUUUCUAGUCAUGUAAUAAUGAAAGUAUUUUUUCUUCCAUGCUUCUAGUUAGUUAGCAUAGAUUGGAAUCGAUCCAGGAAAAAGUUUUUUUUAUCAGGAAACUGUAUAAGAAACUGGAAGAUACGUUAUUUUGAGUGCCUUUAAUAGAAGAAAAUCAUAUGUUCAGAAUACAUUAAUUAUUAAACUGUUCAAUACAAGCUGAUCAAACUUCUGACUCGCGGCAAUUUUCUCUGCACCAAAUUUCAAAACACAUUAUUUUUGAGGUUUUUGGUCACACAUUUGAAAAAAUAAAUGUAAACAAGGUAUGACAUUUUUUCUAUAUCAAAGAAGAAGGCAGUCAACAUUUAUAAUUUUUGUAAAAUUUAGUAAAAAUCAAAAAGUUUACGAUCGUGAAUAUUAAAAAAAAAUCCUUUAUGCAAAACAUAUUAAUUACAAUUGCACAGAAAUGUAAAUAAUUGAAGUUUACCCUUCUUGCAUAUUUUUGUUCCAAGUAAUGGCAAAUAAAUACAUGGAUGAAAGAAAGUACCUUCAGAAUGGUGGCAAGUAUGACUGCCAACAGGCUUCAAGAGGAUACAGGCAGAGUCAAGAUACAAGUAGACUCACUGUGAAACAGAGAACGAGCCAAAAGUCUUCAGGUGACAUCCCUUGCCCUUCACCAAAUCACGGCAAAGAGCACGAGUCCAACCAAGAGAAUGAUAAACAAUGUGAAUACCUGAAGUACCCUUUACCACAACCUAGAGCACAACCAAGAGGCAAACCCUCAGCAGCAGCAAACUCUCAUCAAUGCCAAGUGAUGGUCAACACUCCAAGAUAUUAUAAGCCGAAACCUCAUCGCCAUCCAUCAGCUCUAUCUAUCCCACUGCUUUCCAGACCCGAAUCAGAAAUAAAUUUGAAAGCAAGAAGCAGAACAAAAAUGACUGAUGUAUCAUCAGUGAAAGAUAAACGAAGGAGAGUCAAUAAGCAACGCACAGUGACGGCCAACAAGCAUGGAAUGAAUGAGGCGACUCAGAAGCAGAGAGGAAUGCAGCCGACUGAUGCGUCUUCAGCCAGUGACGAGGAUGACCUGCGCAGUGUUAGCUUGAGAGCUUACUCCAGUGGAUGCCUAUCGGUGGACAUUUCCAGCCAAGUAGGAGAUUUGGUCAAAGCGUUCAAUACAGUAUCAAAACGGCAUAAAGUGAAGAAAAUCGUUUAUGAAGAGAUCGAGCCUAUUUACCCAAAGUGUGAAUUGCAACAGCUCAAGCCACAGAAAAAGAAUUCUCAGAAGAUAAUUAAUGAUAGACAUUUGCAGACGUCAGAGCCAAAUUACAAUUUCAACCCAGGCCUUACUGAGGUACCUGAAACUGAGGAGGAGUAUGAGAGCAAAUGUACUUGCAAUGAACAGGAAAUCCUUAUGAAAACUACUAUAGACCAAGGAAUUGGCGACAAAAAAGACGUGGAUCAAUUGGAGAAAUUGUUUCUUGAGGUUUUUGCUCAGGGUAAAGUGGAAGGGCUGCCAAAACAGAAAAAGCUGGAUUGCUUGCAAGAUGCUUACAAUCAGUAUAGUGCUGCACUGGAAGACUUUUCAAAUAACCAGGAAAUCGAUUCAGAUGGUUGUAUACUUCCACAACAUCAAAGCCAACAAAAUUACAGUAAUCAGACUCCUCAGUACGUCUCUUCAGGAAAUUGUGAAGGGGGAACUGGGCACCAAUUCAAUGCUGAGAAUAAUUUGAGGGCAAGAAGAAGGUACAGAAAUACGCGGCAAGUGGAACAGAUUCCCAAUGAAUUGAUUAACGGUGAUGAACAAGAAGCAAUAGAUGAGACAAAUCAAGAAGUGAUGCAAUGUACUUGUAAUCACGAAAAUGAUAGGUCCAAUGAUAAUCAAUUGACGACAAAUGAACUUAAUGUGAAUGUGGAUUACACAAACUUUCCUUCUUCUCAAACAGAUUUUUCUAAAAUGCUAACAUACCAGAGGCAGAAUAGAGUUCUGGAGAACACUGCUGAGAGUAGCUUUGAAAAUACAAUCAAUGACCAACAAGAUGCGGAGCGAUUUGACGAAACUUACAACUGUAAUCGAUCCAACUUGCUGACUCAGAACCAAAUCGAUUCCCAAUUUCGUAACAGAGAACACACACUCGUAGGUGGAAUAGAUUGUAGGAGAGACUCUUCGUCCUUAACCCCUGAUUCGGGUAUCGCUAGAACACUGAACAGUAAAUUAUCAACGCAAUUACAUGAGAAUGGCAAAGCAUCAACCCCUCAUUCCAGCAUACCUUGUCCAGCCCCUCCUAAACUCUCAAUAUCUGACAAUCAUUUCCGGCCAGACAGUCGAAAUAAUUAUUGCGGACAUAUUCAGUGCUUCCAACGAUCAAAAUCGAAAGGAGUGGAAAUUGCCAAUAUGGGUAAACGACAGAUGAUGAGAAACAAGUCGAGUGAUAGAGACAGUUCAGAACCACAAAAUUUGGUGUACAAUCAAGAAACGCCAAUCAUGCAAAGUGAUUUCCCGAGUGAGGUGCCUAAUGCAAACAGAAGUAGGGCUGAAGUUGAAAGUGGGCCUACAAUUCUACAGCCACGAAAACCAGUCAACUAUGACGCAGAAGUUAGAAGGGCAGAGAUUAAUGGGUGUAUCAACAAUGCUUGUAACAAAUCUGUAAAAAUUAGCAACUCCAGCCCACAAAACAACCCUAACAAUCAAACGGGAAAUGACAGCAUUGGGUUCAAUCCUUUCUUGAACUUUCUGCUACAAAAUGACUCAAAUUACAAUAUUGCCAACAUAGUGCCUCCUGAAGAACAAAGCGUCUACUUUUGUGAUGUAACGCCCGAUCUGCAACAUCAAUACAAUAUCAAACAGAACGUUGACGAGGAAUGUGAUGACCAAAAUACAUACACCAAAAAUCCAUCAAAAGCUGAUUUGAUCUUGAAUGCACAAUCGAGUACCAAAGGCGCUAAAUGGCACGACAUGAACAGAAACAAGGCUGAAGCUAAUCCAAUGUGUACUAUCACUGGAAAUGAGAAUAAAUUGAACUAUCGGACUUCGGAUGAUUAUUCGCAAAACACAAGACGAGUUUCAGACGGAGUUAGAGAGAGCUUGUCAAUAAAUUCAAACGAGAAAAGAAGUUUGAAAGCAAGUGACUGCAAUUUUGAUCAGAUAAACAAGACCUGCAGUGAUCAGUCAAGCUACAAAAACUACAUAGAAAGUAUUAUUGAUCAUUCAACUGAAAUUUCGGCUAACAAUGCACAAGCUUCAGCUCCCACACAAUCUCAGAGGUCAAAUUGCCAAAUGGAUACAACAGAAACAGCCACCGAUUCAGCAGCCAGUCAGGUCGAUUCAAAAGUGAACCAAGAGAUUUCACAGCGAUUGACUGACAGACUUGUCCAAUCAGAGAAAGCAAUACCACCAGCUAGUCUAGUCACAUUGGAGGAGCCAGAAUAUCUUCAACAUCUAAAAAAACUGAGAUGGGAUCAUCUAAGGCACAUUUCACGAGAGGUUCACAGAUUAGAGAAUUUGGAAAGAUUUUUGGACUCUUGUGGCUGUGGUCAUAUGAUGAUCCAUAAAGGAAUGACAUAGGCCUUGUAAUUUACAAAACGGUACUUAAUUACUUAUUUGGUAUCAUUCGAAAAUUCGUCAGCAAGUACAUAUAGGAAGCAAUAGCGAGGAAUGAGGAUAUUCAAUACAUAUUGAUUUUGAAAAUCUAAGUUGAAAUUCGGUAGAUAUCAAGACAGUUCGAAAAUCCAAUAUUUUUCUGCGCCUUAUCAAGUCAUUUAUGCAUUGUAAAGACGAUACUAACUUCAGACAUAAAAUUUUUCACAAACCCUA
This is a messenger RNA of Nilaparvata lugens (brown planthopper), 4104 nucleotides long. RefSeq lists its product as uncharacterized. NCBI's taxonomy places the organism in Eukaryota, Metazoa, Arthropoda, Insecta, Hemiptera, Delphacidae. The coding region runs from base 808 to 3855 and encodes 1015 amino acids. The transcript has 12 exons. The record is from RefSeq and is a predicted model, not a curated record.